This is a messenger RNA of Puma concolor (puma), 3270 nucleotides long. The record is from RefSeq and is a predicted model, not a curated record. Lineage: Eukaryota; Metazoa; Chordata; Mammalia; Carnivora; Felidae.
AUGGGGACUUCCCACCUGGCGCUCCUGGUGUUAGUCUGUCUCCUCACAGGACCGAGCCUAAUCUCCUGCCAGCUUUCAUUACCCUCUAUCCUUCCAAAUGAAAAUGAAAAGGUCGUGCAGCUGAAUUCCUCCUUUUCUCUGCGAUGCUUUGGGGAGAGUGAAGUGAGCUGGCAGUACCCCAUGUCUGAAGAAGAGAACCCCAAUGUGGAAGUCAGAAAUGAAGAAAACAACAGUGGCCUUUUUGUGACGGUGCUGGAAGUGGUCAAUGCGUCGGCGGCCCACACGGGACUGUACACUUGCUAUUACAACCACACUCAGACGGACGAAAACGAGAUCGAAGGCAGGCGCAUUUACAUCUAUGUCCCAGACCCAGACGUAGCCUUCGUACCUCUAGGAAUGACAGAUUAUUUAGUUAUCGUGGAGGACGAUGACUCUGCCAUCAUACCUUGUCGCACAACUGAUCCCAAGACUCCGGUUACCUUACGCAGCAGUGACGGGGUGGUACACGCCUCCUAUGACAGCAGACAGGGCUUUAAUGGGACCUUCAGCGUCGGGCCCUAUAUCUGCGAAGCCACAGUCAGCGGGAAGAAGUUCCAGACCAUCCCAUUUAAUGUUUAUGCUUUAAAAGCAACAUCAGAACUUGAUCUAGAAAUGGAAGCUCUCAAAACUGUCUAUAAGUCAGGGGAGACGAUUGUGGUCACCUGUGCCGUCUUUAACAACGAGGUGGUUGACCUUCAGUGGACUUACCCUGGAGAAGUGAAAGGCAAAGGCAUCACGAUGCUGGAGGAGAUCAAGGUCCCGUCCAUCAAACUGGUUUACACUCUGACGGUCCCCGAGGCCACAGUGAAGGAUAGUGGAGAUUAUGAAUGUGCUGCCCGCCAGGCCACCAAGGAGGUCAAAGAGAUGAAGAAAGUCACCAUUUCCGUCCAUGAGAAAGGGUUCAUUGAAAUCAAACCCAACUUCAGCCCGUUGGAGGCUGUUGACCUGCAUGAAGUCAAACAUUUCGUGGUGGACGUGCAGGCCUACCCCCCUCCCAGGAUAUCCUGGCUGAAGGACAACCUGACUCUGAUUGAAAAUCUCACGGAGAUCACCACCGACAUAGAAAAGAUUCAGGAAAUAAGGUAUCGAAGCAAAUUAAAGCUGAUCCGUGCGAAGGAAGAAGACAGUGGCCAUUACACUAUUGUCGUCCAAAAUGAAGACGACGUGAAGAGCUAUACUUUCGAACUCUUAACGCAAGUUCCCUCGUCUAUUCUGGACUUGGUCGACGACCACCAUGGCUCCACCGGGGGACAGACUGUGAGAUGCACAGCAGAAGGGACACCUCUUCCCGAUAUCGAGUGGAUGAUUUGCAAGGAUAUUAAGAAAUGUAAUAACGAAACUUCAUGGACAGUUUUGGCGAACAACAUCUCGAACAUCAUCACGGAAGUCCACCGCCGGGACAGGAGUACUGUGGAGGGCCGAGUGACGUUCACCAGAGUGGAGGAGACCAUCGCUGUUCGAUGCCUGGCCAAGAAUCUUCUUGGAGCCGAGAACCGAGAGCUGAAGCUGGUGGCUCCCACGCUGCGUUCUGAACUCACAGUGGCGGCUGCAGUCCUGGUCCUGCUGGUGAUUGUGAUCAUCUCCCUCAUUGUCCUGGUUGUCAUUUGGAAACAGAAACCGAGGUAUGAAAUUCGUUGGAGGGUCAUUGAAUCGAUCAGCCCUGAUGGACAUGAAUAUAUUUACGUGGACCCGAUGCAGCUGCCUUAUGACUCUAGAUGGGAGUUUCCAAGAGAUGGACUAGUGCUUGGUCGUAUCCUGGGAUCUGGUGCGUUCGGGAAAGUGGUCGAAGGAACUGCCUAUGGAUUGAGCCGGUCCCAGCCUGUCAUGAAAGUAGCAGUAAAGAUGCUAAAACCCACAGCCAGAUCCAGUGAAAAACAAGCUCUCAUGUCGGAACUGAAGAUAAUGACUCACCUGGGGCCCCAUUUAAACAUUGUGAACUUGCUGGGGGCCUGCACCAAGUCAGGCCCUAUUUACAUCAUCACGGAGUACUGCUUCUAUGGGGAUUUGGUCAACUAUUUGCAUAAGAAUAGGGACAGCUUCCUGAGCCGACACCCAGAGAAGCCAAAGAAAGAGUUGGACAUUUUUGGGCUGAACCCUGCUGAUGAAAGCACACGGAGUUACGUUAUUUUAUCUUUUGAAAACAAUGGUGACUAUAUGGACAUGAAGCAAGCUGAUACCACACAGUACGUCCCCAUGCUGGAAAGGAAAGAGGUUUCUAAAUACUCGGACAUCCAGAGAUCGCUGUAUGAUCGCCCGGCCUCGUAUAAGAAGAAAUCUACGUCAGACUCGGAAGUCAAAAACCUCCUCUCGGACGAUAACUCAGAAGGCCUGACUCUGCUGGAUUUGUUGAGCUUUACCUAUCAAGUGGCGCGAGGGAUGGAAUUUUUGGCUUCCAAAAAUUGUGUCCACCGGGACCUGGCUGCUCGCAAUGUCCUCCUGGCGCAAGGGAAAAUCGUGAAGAUCUGUGACUUCGGCCUGGCCAGGGACAUCAUGCACGAUUCAAACUACGUGUCCAAAGGCAGCACCUUUCUCCCUGUGAAGUGGAUGGCUCCUGAGAGCAUCUUCGACAACCUCUACACCACGCUGAGUGACGUCUGGUCUUACGGCAUUCUGCUCUGGGAGAUCUUUUCCCUUGGGGGCACCCCGUACCCUGGCAUGAUGGUGGAUUCCACUUUCUACAACAAGAUCAAGAACGGGUACCGGAUGGCCAAGCCUGACCACGCCACCAGCGAAGUCUAUGAAAUCAUGGUCAAGUGCUGGCACAGUGAGCCGGAGAAGAGACCCUCCUUUUACCACCUGAGUGAGAUUGUGGAGAAUCUGUUGCCGGGACAAUAUAAGAAGAGCUACGAAAAGAUUCACCUGGACUUCUUGAAGAGCGACCACCCUGCCGUGGCGCGCAUGCGCGUGGACUCAGACAACGCCUACAUCGGCAUCACCUACAAACACGAGGAAGACAAGCUGAAGGACUGGGAAGGCAGCCUGGACGAGCAGAGGCUGAGUGCAGACAGCGGCUACAUCAUCCCUCUGCCCGACAUCGACCCUGUUCCUGAGGAGGAGGACCUGGGCAAGAGGAACAGACACAGCUCGCAGACCUCAGAAGAGAGUGCCAUUGAGACAGGUUCCAGCAGCUCUACCUUCGUCAAGAGAGAGGAUGAAACCAUCGAGGACAUCGACAUGAUGGAUGACAUUGGCAUAGACUCCUCAGACCUGGUAGAGGACAGCUUCCUGUGA